AUGGAUUACAUGAAUGAAAGUGCCUCGGUGGCUGCUGAUCAUCAACAUUUUGAUAGCAAGUUCAUUAGCUCGAGUGCUACGACCUUUUGUAUCUAUCUUCUCUUGAUCGGAUAUUGCACCUCAUUCGUGCUAAAAACUGCGUCACUGUCCAAGCAUAUUCUCAGGGCUCCGUACGCUGGAUAUCGGUCCAUUUUUGAACCCGCAUUCCUUGUACACCUACGCUUCUCAAAGGGUGCACAGCCUCAAAUCAACGAGGGCUAUCGCAAAUUCAAGGAUGCCGUCUUCAAACUCUCACGCAAUGACCGAGAUUUGGUAGUCAUACCCAACAAAUAUGUUGACGAGCUUCGUAAUCUCUCCAAUGAGAAGCUUAACUCCGUCGAAGCACUGAUCGCGAACAUAUGCGGGCCUUAUACUGCCUCGGAGAUUAUGCUGGAGGGAAAUUUGCAUACGCAUCUUCUCCAGACUAAACUGACACCUAAUCUCGCUGCAUAUUCUGCAUUGAUGAAAGAGGAAGUAGAUCAGGCUAUGGAUACACUCAUUCCGGAGUGCAGAGAUGAGUGGAUCGAGGUCCCCAUCUAUGAAGUUCUCGCUUUCGUCAUUGCGAGAAUCUCUAACCGCGUAUUCCUCGGUGAGCACGAUGGUCGUAACGAAGAGUGGUUUCGUGCUUCUAUGGGGUACGCCCGAGAAGUAACUAUCACAGUCAUGGCCCUGCGUUGCUUCCCUUCAUGGAUGCGGCCCGCUGUUGCAAUGUGUCUGCCAUCGAGCUGGAGACUAUAUGCUCAUAUGCGCCAGGAAAGAAAGGCGCUGCUCCCCAUCAUCGCCCGCCGACGCCAAGCGCAGAGUGAUCCAGACUACGUCAAGCCAAACGACUUCCUGCAGUGGAUGAUGGAUAAUGGCGUGGGAGACGAACAACAGCCGGAAAAGUUGGCCCAACGGCAGCUUAUCCUCAUCCUGGCUUCAGUGGAUACGACGACAAGAGCUGGUGCGCAUGCCAUCUAUGACAUGUGCGCCAGACCCGAGUACUUUCAGCCCUUGAGAGAAGAGGUUGAGACAGUACUCAAAGAAGAUGGAGGAUGGGGAAAGCCAACGCUUGCCAGAAUGCGCAAGAUGGACAGCUUCCUGAAAGAGUCCCAGCGAUUAAGCCCAGCUAGUCUACUAAGCUUCCAUCGCAUCGUCAAAACUCCACUCACCCUCUCCGAUGGCACACAGUUACCGCAAGGCACACACAUCUGUCUUGCCUCUGAAGCAACAUCCAAAGACCCAUCUUUCAUCCCGAGCGCGGAUACCUUCGACGGACACCGCUACUACAACAUGCGACAAGUCCCAGGACAGGAGCACAAAUAUCAAUUUGCAACAACGGAUAAGAACCAUUUGCAUUUCAGCCAUGGCAAAUACGCUUGUUCUGGGCGCUUCUUCGCAUCGAAUGAACUCAAGGUUGUGCUCGCUAGCCUUAUCACUAGGUACGACAUGAAGUAUCCCGAGGGUGCCACUAGACCUGCCAAUCUGAAUGCAGAUGAGUUUUUGUACUCUGACCCUUCGACAACUGUGCUGCUUAGGUGUAGAAAGUAG
Bipolaris oryzae ATCC 44560 is the source of this 1569-nucleotide messenger RNA. RefSeq lists its product as uncharacterized. The coding region runs from base 1 to 1569 and encodes 522 amino acids. Gene Ontology annotation, molecular function: iron ion binding; heme binding; monooxygenase activity. The transcript has 5 exons. The record is from RefSeq and is a predicted model, not a curated record. NCBI's taxonomy places the organism in Eukaryota, Fungi, Ascomycota, Dothideomycetes, Pleosporales, Pleosporaceae.